Messenger RNA from Polypterus senegalus (gray bichir), 1784 nucleotides. RefSeq names its product adenosine deaminase domain containing 2 (gene adad2). Gene Ontology annotation, molecular function: double-stranded RNA binding; double-stranded RNA adenosine deaminase activity; tRNA-specific adenosine deaminase activity. Bases 379 to 1728 code for a protein of 449 amino acids. Gene Ontology annotation, cellular component: cytoplasm; nucleolus. The transcript is spliced from 10 exons. Gene Ontology annotation, biological process: adenosine to inosine editing; RNA processing. The record is from RefSeq and is a predicted model, not a curated record. NCBI's taxonomy places the organism in Eukaryota, Metazoa, Chordata, Cladistia, Polypteriformes, Polypteridae.
GUGACCCCGAGAGUUCGCGCAGUGCAGCCAUUUCGAAGCGUUUGUUCGUAAGGUCGUGAGAAUAUAGUAUCAAAUAAGGUAGGAUAGAGCGUGGGCCUCUCGAAAAAUAGAGGCAGGGAUUACGAGAACUUUAGAAGAUUGUACUCUCCGUGGAAAGCCUUUGUGAUUAGGCAAACAAACACUUGGGCUGCGCGAAGUCAAAUGGAAGGCUAACCUGUUGAGAGGAUGGAAGGUUGUAACAAUUCUGAUGAACAAAUGAAAUAGUUGGCAUUACCUCUAACACUGUCACCAGAAAGUUCCAAACCUCAGGUCUCGGAAUUUAUUUGUCACUUGACAUUGGGGGUGAGCUACAACACUAAGUUUCUAGUGAAAUCAAAAAUGACAUCCUCUGUCACCUUAAAACAGUUUACUGAUCCCCAGGCCGAAUCCUUUGAACAGGUUGUUGUGGAAAAUACAACUAAAUCAAAGUGUGCGAUGGGCAGCUUGAAAAAGAGGGAUACAACCUCAAGCACCUUUGAGGAACCUUGUAAAGGAAGAGAGGAAAGUGUAAUGCCUAGUUCCAAGAUCACCAUGACCGGAGAGGAUUGCUCUGAGUUACACAAGAAUCGCUGUGCAGCCAACACUAGUGAACAUUUUGACCAGCUUAUCAAGAAUUAUCCUGAAUUUGAAGGCCAUAAGGCUUGUCUGGCCAUGUUCCUUUUGGAAACGGAGAGUUUCAGUGAGUGUGGACAGAAACAAGACCAUUAUCAGUGCAUUGCUUUGGGAACUGGAGAUGCAUGCUGCAGUGAUUGGUUGUCAUACUCUGGAUGCAUUGUUCAUGACUGCCAUGCCAUUGUCAUUGCUCGACGAGCUUUGAAAAGAUUCCUCUUCAAGCAGCUCUUGCUUUACUAUUGCAGAGAUCCUGAAGUCCAAAAGAAUUCUUUAUUUUGCAAGUCUAAUGAUUCCUCACUGCUGUGCUUUAAGCCAGGAACCUUCCUCCACUUGUAUACCAACGUAAUUCCACGUGGACCAGCUCAGUGCAUUUUGAAGAAUAAUCCCAAGUCUUUGAAGUUGCAGUGUCAUAGCCAUGGCUCACUCAUAAAUGUAAUCAAUCAAAAUCCAAAGAUAUCUGCUUCCCGGAUCUGCUGCAUGUCUGGUUCUGACAAACUAACACGUUGGUCAAUGCUGGGGGUACAGGGGGCACUGCUGAGUCACUUCAUCACACCAUUUUAUAUUACCAGCCUUGUUCUGGGAGACCAGGGUCACAACAUAGAACAUGUUUCAGAGGUUAUUAACUUUCGGCUAGGUGAAGGCCCAUUGAUGAAGCUGCCAUAUCCAUUCACUAUAAGUCACAUCUACUUCUUCCGAGGGGGCAAUGUAGUGCAUGACACCAGUAACUCUGAUGAAAAACAAAGUUUGAACUGGUGUACUGGGGAUGAGGCGAUUGAGGUUAUAGACAGCACAACUGGAAUGGUUCAUGAAACUUCCCCUCUGAGAAGUGAGAAGCAUCAGUUCAGCAGAAUCUGUAAGGCUGCCUUCUUUAGUGUCUUUUGUCAGGUUGCUGCUAAGGUGGGUUCUCAGGAUCUGCUAGACCUCCAUUCACACCAUGAAGCCAAGAUGGGAGCCCAUCUCUACCAGCAGGUAAAGCAUAACAUCAAUCAGCAGCUGAUGUUGAAUGGAGCUGGGGUGUGGAAUGCCAAGCACCUGGUAGACCAGUUUAGUUGUGUUAGGGCACGCACAGUGAAGUAGGUGAUGAGGAAGAACCGGUCUAUCAACUAUAGAUGUGAGAAUACUUGGUUGUGAGA